UGAAACGGAGCGCUCAGGCAAGCAAGCAUCGCGCAGCAGAGCAGUGCGGCGCGGCGCGGUGCGGUGCGGGGCGUACUGAGCGUGACCACCUUGCAACCUGUUCAUCUACUUGAAACAAGUUUCACAACAAACUGUCAUUCUUCCGAGGUGCGGACCUUUAGGGACAACAUUGGCAUCGGGCAUCUUGUGUCUGAAAACUUUUGCUUUUCCGGGCGAUGUCUGGAUCAUACUGCAAAACUUUGUACCCGUUCAGUGGAGAUCAGCACCAGCAGGGACUGAGCUUCGAUGCCGGGGAGAUGAUCAUGGUGCUUCAGUCUCUGCCUGGAGGCUGGUGGGAAGGAGAGAAAGAUGGAACCCGAGGAUGGUUUCCUUCAAGUUAUGUCCAGGUACUGGAGAGAACAGCAUCGCUAAGUCAGCUUCCGCUGGAGGACCUGAAAGAGCCUCUGCCUCCUCACUGGAAGUGCUACAUGUCUCCACAAGGGCGGCGAUACUAUGUCAACACCAUGAGCAAUGAGACAACAUGGGAGAGACCCUCCAGUGUUCCAGGGACUCCCAAAUCAUCCUUUCGCCACAAGAGCUCCCUUCCUGCAGUGAACGGGUUUCACUCAGAUGAGAGCCCCUGGCAUCCCAUGGAACUUCCACACAACAAUAUGAUCCGGAAAGGCAGCACUGAGCAACAGAGCCCGGGACCAACGUCGCCCACCAGGAGACAGAACAAGGAGACCACAGUGACGAUUAAUAGUGUGACUUUCCCUCUGCCUGCCUCCAUGACAGAACAACAGCUGCUUAAACCAAACGAAUGGAGUUACUGUGACUACUUCUGGACUGAUAAGAAAGAUCCCCAGGCCAACAGCUACAUCAGCGGGUUUGAAGUUUUAUUGCAGAAACAACUGAAAGGGAAACAAAUGCAGAAAGAGAUGGCCGAAUUUGUACGAGAGAGGAUAAAAAUAGAGGAGGAAUACGCCAAGAACCUUUCCAAACUUGCCCAGAUACCUCUAGCAAGCCAGGAAGAAGGGACACUCGGGAAGGCGUGGGCCCAAUUGAAGAAGAGCCUGGCUGAUGAAGCCGAGGUUCACCUCAAGUUCUCCUCAAAACUGCAGAGUGAAGUGGAGAAACCUUUACUGAGCUUCAGGGAGAACUUUAAGAAGGACAUGAAGAGGUUGGACCAUCACAUUGCAGAUUUACGGAAGCAGCUCGUGGCUCGCUAUGCUUCUGUGGAAAAGGCCCGUAAAACUCUGGCUGACAGACAGAAGGAGCUGGAGUUGAAAACACAGCAGCUGGAGAUCAAACUCAAUACCAAGACUGAGGAAGAUAUCAAGAAAGCCCGAAGGAAAUCCACUCAAGCAGGAGACGAGCUGAUGCGUUGUGUGGACCUAUACAACCAGUCACAGUCCAAAUGGUUUGAGGAGAUGGUCACCACCAGUCUGGAAUUGGAACGGUUGGAGUUGGAGCGAGUGGAGAUGAUCCGGCAGCACUUGUGUCAGUACACCACGUUACGACACGAGACGGACAUGUUCAAUCAAAGUACGAUGGAGCCAGUGGACAAGCUUUUACAGUGUGUGGAUCCUGCCAAAGACAGAGAGCUCUGGGUGCAGGAGAAUAAGACUGGAGACAUCAGGCCUGUGGACAUUGAGAUAUAAAUUAGAAACAAGACAGCUCUGCUCCCCUUGCAAAAUCACCAAUGAUCCCGAUAUGACUUUG
Syngnathus acus (greater pipefish) is the source of this 1701-nucleotide messenger RNA. RefSeq names its product growth arrest-specific 7b (gene gas7b). The record is from RefSeq and is a predicted model, not a curated record. Gene Ontology annotation, biological process: actin filament polymerization; neuron projection morphogenesis. Gene Ontology annotation, cellular component: actin filament; cytoplasm; plasma membrane. Gene Ontology annotation, molecular function: actin filament binding. NCBI's taxonomy places the organism in Eukaryota, Metazoa, Chordata, Actinopteri, Syngnathiformes, Syngnathidae. The transcript has 14 exons. Bases 216 to 1640 code for a protein of 474 amino acids.